AUUACAAAAGUUACAUGUUUUUCAACGUCAUCACAUUUAUAAACAUAGUUUUUACGAGUUUACUAUAAAAUGACCCUUAACAACGAUUUAAAAAAUAAUUCAAACUUGUAAUAUGCAUGCGUCUGGCAGGUGCUAGAAAUUUUGACUCAUGUGCUUCAAUGUUUGUUACUGAAAUACAACUGCAUUUAUUAUUAAUAAGUAGUGUUAACAAUGGCUGCAACAACACCACGGCGUUCAUUGCGGGUUCCGCACACCCAUACUCCUAAAAUGUCUGAACGAAAAAAGGGGCUAUUUUUGGCGGAAAACGAAGCUUCGAUGGAUUCGCUGACGAAACAUCGUCGUCUACCCGUAGUUGAUAGUGAAAGUGACAGCGAUGAUUGUGACCUGGGCAUCAUCAGCACCCUGGACUCCAGCUCCGGCGAUGACUCUGAUUAUAACAUUCCUAAAACUCCAGAGAGGUCGAUUUGGCAUGAAACAAGCCAUUCAAAGAAGCUGAGAGAGACGCAAGAUUUGAAAAAUUUCAUGAAAUCUCCUUUUACACUAAAGAAAUAUCAGACUCGGUACUCAUGCCCCGAGACGAGGUAUUCUUUGUCAACACCGGCUACACCACACUUGCGGAACCACCCUGGCACACCAUCUUCUACACAUUCAUGUGCAAGUGUUCAUACCACAUCUUCUUCCACAUCCAGCAAAGCACGUAAGAGUCUAGCCAGUCUCAUAGCUGAUACAGAAAGCUGCAGUAGCUCAUUGAAAGAUCUGAACUUUGACACAGAUUCUGGAACAGAUUCUAAAGAGAACACCCCCACUAAAUCACUACGACGAUCAUCACGGAAACUAAAGGUGACGCCGAAACUUCAAAGUUUUAAAGGCAUACUAGUUGAGCAGAAGAAAAAUAUAUCGCCAAAGAAGAAUGCUGUGGUCUGUCUUACGAAAAUGGAUAUGAGUAGCUAUAUAUCGCCAACACAGAUGUUGAAAACUCCGCAUAAUAUGUCGGAAAAUAAAUCGCCCCCUAAACUGAGUCAUAGGCGAUCCGUUGUAGAAAUUGCCGAAAGUCCUGAAUCUACCUGUGAUAUUGAGAAAAGCCACAAGAGACUUCACUAUGAAGGCAUGACAGAUUGUGGGCCCAUUUCAAAGCAUCCUAGAUUAGAUACAAGUACAGUUCCAAAGGCACGGCUCUCGUUGUUCAACAGUGACAGGCUCAAAGAUAUUCUGUCAACAAAAUCAUUUUACGGCAAAGCAAACCCAGAUUUGAAUUCUACAAUAUCAACUAAAAUAUCUAAAGCCAUUGAAGUAUCAAAUACUCACCGACGUCGUCUCUUUGGUCACACUCAUACACAAAAACGCCAAAAGAAAACGGGACAGAUUAACAUGGGCGUUAAGCACAGGAUACGUAAGCCGAAAAUGAACAAAUCUAAGAUUAUGACUAUGAAAGGAUUUACCAAUACCACUCCUAGUGCAUUGAAUAUCAGCAUCGCUUCCAAUAAGUCGGAGAAUAACGAUGUCUCGAUUUUAAGUCAAUCUUCGAUAGACGAUAAAACAGAUCCCUUCAACAAAGAAAAGCAAACGAUUGACGCCCUCCUCAGUCAAUGGACAGAAGAAGAGGUGCCAGAGUCUGAACUUAUUUACACUAAGCCUCAGGAAGAACUGCCCUGUUUUAAUAGUACAGUUAUAGAAGCCACCAGCCAAAUAUUUCAACCGGUAACUGCGAUACCAGUGACCACGGACCUAUACAAGCCCCAGGAUUCAGCUGUUAUUGUAGAAUUGGGUACUCAGCAAAGUACCUUACCAAUACCUGCUAACAUUGUUCCUUCAGUCUUACCAGAACCCUUGCAAGAUACAACCUUACCUUUGGAAAGUGUAUUGCCCCAAAAUAAAACGCAAGGCAUCCAAGAUAUAGUAAUGAUGGAACCUGAAGGUCACACUUCCAGUCAUGGUGAUAUGCCUAAGACUGGUGAGUUCCUACCUGUGGAGGGAGGAUAUAUAUUUGUUGAUGGGGAUGUUGUACCUGUUUCAGGCCAAAAAGAAAUACCAGAUUUAGACGAAAUUGAGCGCGAGCUAAAAAUGCUCGAUGAGCAGAUAUUAGAAAUGGCACAGUCAAAUAAUAUUGACGCUGGUGCUGUUCUGGCCUCCACUGAAACUGUACCCACUGUUACUGAAACUCCAACCGUUAGUACUGAAGUAGAUAACAAUAAAGCGGAGAAAUUGUUCCCGAUUUUCAGUAAACCUAAUUCGGGAAUUAAUAGUCCCAGUAGUUCUAAAGUGACAGAAAAAAGCAAGCGAUCCUUGUUCAAGAGUUCAAGUGAUCAGUAUGUGAUUGACGCUGGACAAAAGAAGUUCGGAGCAACACAGUGCAAUGAAUGCGGUGUUAUUUAUCAGAUUGGCGAUCCCCAGGACGAGCAUGAUCAUUUAGUUCAUCACAACGCCACUGAUGUAUUGAAGUUUAAUGGUUUGAAAGAGGAAUGCGUGGUGGACAGGACGGAGAACGAUCGCAUCAUUCGCGUGCGUGGAGGCGAGGCGGGGUGGAAACGAGUGCAGGCGCUGCUCUCCCGGCUGCUGCACCCCUUCCUGGGCUGUGCGGCCGACCUGCCGCGCCCUGCGCACGUUUACACGGCGUAUUUAUGUAUAGAGAAGAGACAAAUAAUAGGGUGUCUGAUAGUGGAGCCCAAAACGAGAGCCUACAAGUUAAUACCCGGUGACCCCGACUGCUGCAGCAUAGAAGAUUAUCCAGUCAAGUGCGGCGUGUCGCGCGUGUGGACGGCGCGCUGGCGGCGGCGCGGCGGCGUGGCGCGGCGCCUGCUGCAGUGCGCGCGCGCGUCGGCGCUGCACGGCCACGCGCUGCGCCGCGACGAGCUCGCCUUCAGCGCGCCCACGCCGCAGGGCAAGGCGCUCGCCGCCGCCUACUGCGGCACCGACAACUUCUACGUCUACCUCGACUGACGCCCGAGCGUCCCGCUGGGUUCGUGUAACUCGUGUGCGUCCGGGGAUCCCCCGCGGUGGUCGCGACAGACGUUUCCUGUACAUUUACUAUCGCGUUUACCUCACCUCGCCGUUUGUACGGUUGACAUCGUGUGUGAUAUUUUUGAGUAAUACGUUCGACUACUCGUUUUGUAGUUAUCUUUCUCUCGUUCUGUAUGCAUCACUCGAGUUUCAUUUUAAGUCAGUUUUACUGCAAGUUUGUAGGUUUUUAAUGUGUUACUGUUUGGCACCGAUUUUGCGGCCCGAAUAGAAAAUUUAAAUAUUUUAAGGUUUCUUUUAAAAAUGUCAAGCUUAAAGCUCGAAAACUGUAAAUUGUUUUAUUUUAUUUAACGCAGAGAAUUUACAAUUUUAACUUAAAUUCAGUAAGCAAAAUAUGAG
Molecule: messenger RNA, 3354 nt
Organism: Nymphalis io (European peacock)
Lineage: Eukaryota; Metazoa; Arthropoda; Insecta; Lepidoptera; Nymphalidae
Gene: eco
Exons: 10
Coding region: 211-2937 (908 amino acids)
Biological process (GO): mitotic sister chromatid cohesion
Cellular component (GO): chromatin; nucleus
Molecular function (GO): protein-lysine-acetyltransferase activity
Source: RefSeq, a predicted model, not a curated record